This is a messenger RNA of Fraxinus pennsylvanica, 1395 nucleotides long. Lineage: Eukaryota; Viridiplantae; Streptophyta; Magnoliopsida; Lamiales; Oleaceae. The record is from the annotation of a GenBank genome assembly.
AUGAUGGUAAAUUCUGUGCACAGUAUUGGGGCUAAUUGGGGAACACAGGCAACUCAUCCUCUGCCUUUUACAACUGUUGUGAAAUUACUGAAAGAUAAUGGGAUUCAGAAGUUGAAGCUUUUUGAUGCUGAAUCAGAUGUUUUGAAUGCUUUGAGGGGGUCAGGGAUAGAGGUUAUGCUGGGCAUCCCGAAUGAUAUGUUGUAUACUCUAGCUAAUAGUGUGGCUGCUGCUGAAAGAUGGGUGGAGAGGAAUGUUUCUUUACAUAUUUCAUCUAAUAGUGUUGACAUCAGGUAUGUCGCAGUUGGGAACGAACCUUUCCUAUCAACUUACAACGGAACCUACCUGUCCACCACUUUUCCAGCUCUUAAGAACAUUCAGGCAGCCCUGAUUAAAGCUGGCCUUGGCAAUCGAGUGAAAGUCACAAUCCCACUCAAUGCUGAUGUGUACCAGAGUUCGACUGUGCAACCUUCUACUGGCGACUUCCGGCCUGAUAUUCAUGACCUCAUGGUCGAGAUUACUAGUUUCAUGAGUCUUAAUGCGGCCCCGUUCACUGUCAAUAUUUAUCCGUUCAUUAGUCUCUACAAAGAUGCCAACUUUCCAUUGGAUUAUGCCUUCUUUGACGGAUUCUCAUCGCCUAUCAAUGAUAACGGAAAUAUAUACACCAACGUGUUCGAUGCGAAUUAUGAUACCUUAGUAUGGGCUCUGCAGAAGAAUGGAUUCGGAAACUUAAGCAUAAUAGUCGGAGAAAUUGGUUGGCCUACGGAUGGAGACCGGAAUGCAAAUAUCAUGUUAGCACAAAGGUUUAACCAAGGCUUCAUGUCCCAUAUCUCAGGAAACAGGGGGACCCCAAUGAGACCAGGCCCCGUGGAUGCUUACUUGUUUAGCUUAAUAGACGAGGAUGCCAAAAGCAUCCAACCAGGUAACUUUGAACGACAUUGGGGAUUAUUCUACUUUGAUGGUACGCCAAAAUACAAUCUCAGAUUAGGUGGCAACUCGGGGGGUCUGGUACCAGCAAGCAACAUUAGGUAUCUGCCCCGUCGUUGGUGCGUGCUCUCACCCUCUGCAAAUCUUCAAGAUCCUCAAGUGGUACUAAGUGUGAGCUACGCAUGUUCCCGUGCUGAUUGCACGAGCCUCGGGUAUGGGACUUCUUGUCAAAAUUUGGAUACUCAGCAGAACAUUUCAUACGCGUUCAACAGUUAUUACCAGGAAAACGACCAGCUCGAUACUGCCUGCAGAUUUCCAAAUCUUUCUGUGAUCACAAACAAGGAUCCAUCGGUUGGAGGGUGUAGAUUCAAAAUCAUGAUCCAGACCACAAAUUCCAGGAAUGGAGGAUUCUUAUUAGAGCCAAUUAAUAUGCUGCUUCAAGUGAUUAUGUUGUUGUUAACCUUCUUGUGA